AUGAAGCCUGAAUUAGAUGCACUAGACAAGAAUAGGACUUGGAACAUAGUUGAUCUUCCACUACAUGUCAAACCUAUUGGUAACAGAUGGGUUUUCAAAGUGAAACAUAGAGCAGAUGGCACAAUAGAAAGGUAUAAAGCCAGACUGGUUGCAAAGGGGGAAGAUGUGUACAUGACCAUACCUAAAGGUGUUACAUGUCACAGGCCUAACCAAGUAUGCAAACUCCAAAAGAGUUUAUAUGCCAUUCUAGUAUAUGUUGAUGACAUAAUUCUAGCUGGAACAUCCAUGCCUGAAUUUGAUCGCAUUAAGCUCAUCCUGGAUGAAAAUUUCAGCAUCAAAAACUUGGGAAUACUCAAAUAUUUCCUUGGCCUCGAAGUUGCUCAUUCACAAGCAGGGAUUUCACUAUCACAAAGAAAAUACUGUCUUGACCUUUUGCAGGAAUCAGGCAUGCUUGGAUCCAAACCAGCUCCCACACCUACUGAUUCAUCUGUUAAAUUACAUGAUGAUAGUGGCAAGGCCUUUGAAGACAUUGGAGCAUACAAACGAUUGAUAGGACGUCUGCUGUAUCUUAACACCAUACGCCCAGACAUCACUUAUGCCACACAAAAACUUAGUCAAUUUCUGCACAAUCCAACAAUGGCUCAUUAUCAUGUUGCCUGUAGAGUUAUUCGAUACCUGAAAAACAACCCUGGCAGAGGAAUAAUAUUUCGAAGAAAUGCUGAACUACAACUACUUGGUUUCUCAGAGUCUGACUGGGCAGGCUGCAUUGAUUCAAGGAGAUCCAUUUCAGGAUACUAUUUUUUCUUGGCACUUCUCUUAUAUCGUGGCGUACAAAGAAACAAGACACCAUUUCCAGAUCAUCAUCAGAGGCAGAAUAUCGAGCAUUGUCAUUCGCCACAUGUGAACUGCUUUGGUUGA
Messenger RNA from Lathyrus oleraceus (garden pea), 918 nucleotides. RefSeq lists its product as uncharacterized. Lineage: Eukaryota; Viridiplantae; Streptophyta; Magnoliopsida; Fabales; Fabaceae. The record is from RefSeq and is a predicted model, not a curated record. The transcript has 3 exons. Bases 1 to 918 code for a protein of 305 amino acids.